UGGGUAACAAGUUAAGGAAUAUAAAAAACAUACGUGCUACUUGUAUCUACACUUGGGAAUUCUAAAACUGAAAACAAUGAUGUAGAGAACUUUGGAGAGUCCUUGCUCAAAACCAACAUUUAUCUAUACCGACCGUGCAUUUAUACAAAAACAAACGUAACCAAUCGAAACAUUCUGGAGAUAACGGAUUCAGCUCAAGGUAUACAGAUGGAUCUUUUGACACAAUCGGAUGUGGAUAAUGAAUGAUUCACAUAAGCAUCCACAUUGGGGCACAACUGGACGUCAUGCAACACGGGAAAAUACUCUUGUGUACGGAUUCGCUAUAACUGCCAUAGCUAUCAUUGGACUUGUUGCUAAUACACUGGUACUCGUCACCAUGAUUAGGUACAAGACACUGAGAACGACAGCCCAUCUACUGAUCUUCAAUCUGUGCUUCGCCUGCCUUGUUAUUUCCAUAUGCAGUACAUUCCUCACUGCCUCUACAUACCAUGGCUCAUGGGUAUAUGGCCCAUCGGGCUGCAUAACUUAUGCCUUUACGAUGGCUAGCAUGGGCUACAUGUGCAUGAACACUUUAGCAGCGAUGGCAUGGGAGAGAGCUCAAGUCUUAACAAGGCCAUUCACUAGUUACAAAAGGAACAAUGGCGAGAGGUGCAUCCAAGUCAUCGUCCUCGUUUGGUUAUAUUCAAUUACUCUCGCUUUGCCCCCACUUCUAGGUUGGAGCAAAUAUAUCUUAGAUGGCUAUGGCGUCAGUUGCACAUUUGACUAUCUCACCCAGAGCCCAGCCAAUAUAGCAUAUAUAGCUACUAUAUAUGCAGGAGGUUUCUUCCUACCGCUUCUUAUUAUCGUGUAUAACUAUACAAAGAUUAUGCGGUAUUUAGGAAAACACAACAAAGAACUGGACCAGGCAUCAAAAGAAAUGUGUUCCCUCAGAAAGGACAGUAUAAAAAGAAUAGACUCUCGUCGCCCAUGUUCUGCCAGUUCAAACGACUCUGGAAGAACUCACGUGCACAUGUACUCUUUCAAGGGAAGUUCGAGGAAAAGAAAAGUUUCUAUAGGUUUGAACGUUAGAAAGAACGAACUUAAAGUUCUUAAAAUUUCAAUUGCAGCUGUAUUUUUAUUUUGUCUGGCGUGGUUCCCGUACGCGAUUGUUUGUCUUAUAUCAAUAACAGGUCAUUACGAUUUGAUCAGUCCCUCUAGCGCCGCCAUUCCUGGUCUAUUUGCCAAAGCAUCGGCUAUCUACAAUCCAUUCCUUUAUGGCGUAUUUCACCCCCGGAUACAACCUAAUUUGCGGCGCUCCUGGAAAGCGCUAGUAUACGCUUGUAUUGACGCAAAAGGAGUAGCGGUUCAUGUUUCCAGUUGGUCAAGAUCUCGCUCACUUUCACGGUAAUAUAAUUGUCAGGUGAUAGUGACGUACACUCCCAAAUGGAUUGUUUGACUUAUUCGUUUUUGACUGAAGCUAGUAAUUUGCCUGAACAUGCAGUGUGAACAUAGAGACAGAGUCAAAAACUGCGCGCUCAUGUUAGGACACAAAAUAACCUAGAGAAGAAUUGGCACUCAUGAAAGUAAGGGAGAAUAAAUUAUGAAAUGUAGAAUUUGUUAACGAUGCUAAACUUCGUGCACUGGUUGAAAACCUAAAAUAAGAAAAAUCAAGUCAUACUUUGCCCAAGGGUAAUAUUCAUUGUAUUACAUGAGCUG
Owenia fusiformis is the source of this 1695-nucleotide messenger RNA. NCBI's taxonomy places the organism in Eukaryota, Metazoa, Annelida, Polychaeta, Sabellida, Oweniidae. The record is from the annotation of a GenBank genome assembly.